GGAGGAGCAGGAGGAGGAGGAGGAGAAGGAGGAGGAGGAGAAGGAGGAGGAGGAUGGGGGAGCAGCCAAAGGACUGCGAGGCGGGGGUCGCCGAGCCCUGGCUGUCCAAGUGGGAGCGCCAGUGUCUGGCCGAGGCCGAGCAGGAGGAGCGGCUGCCCCCGGAGCUGCAGGACGAGGCGGCUGCCGACGCGGCGGGGCUCAAGAUCGAGCGGCAGAGGCUCUGGCACCUCUUCCAGAUCUCAGCCGCCGCCGUGGCCCAGCUCUACAAGGAUUCCGGGUGCCAACAGCCAGGACUGUCUAUGUGGGACCCCUUCCAGAACGCGGCCAUGGCCGUGACCAGCCUCUACAAAGAGAGUGGGGAUGCCUACCAACGAAGUUUUGAGCUGGGCGUCCAGGUUGGCUACCAGCGUCGCAUCAGAGAUGUGCUGGAGUGGGUGAAGAAGGGCAGGAGCAUCAUUCGCAGAGAAGACCUCAUAAGCUUCCUGUGCGGCAAAGCGCCCCCCGCCGCUCCCCCGCUGCGCACCUCCAGGACAACCCCAAAGCCGCCCACUGGGGCCGCGAGUCAAGCUUCUGCCGCCGAGUCCAGUUCACCGGUGGACGUCGACCUGCAGCCCUUCCACGAGGCUAUUUCCCUGCAUGGUCUCAGUGGCGCCAUGGCAAGCAUCAGUGUGCAGUCUGGCCCUCCUGGUUCCCCGUCUCAUGAUGGAGGUGUUGCCAGCAGUGGGCGUCGAAAAAGUACCUUCCUUGAGGAUGAUCUGAAUCCCUUGGGCUCAGAAGAACUGGCCCUCCGCCUGGACACUGGAGGGAUCCGCAAGCGCACCUCCGCCCAGUUUGAUGAUGGCACCAUAGACUCCCCAUCUCACAAGCGCAACCGAAUGGUCUAAACUGCCUCCUUGGCUGGUCACCACCCAUUACCGCAUUGCUUGACAGCCAACUUGACACUUCAACAUGCUUGUUGAAAGAGACCAUUGCUCUUCCUUCUAAGUUAAUCAAAUAGUUCUAUCAGGUUUACCAUGAAGAAACUUUAAAAGUGUUCUAGAAAAGGCCUUGUAUGACUCUGACUUUCCAAAAAUAUACAGUUCUAUUAGACAAUAUGAUAUAUCACAUAGUUAGCAAGAUCAUUUAAACUUUAAAGCAAAAAUAUCCAGUGAGGGCGGGAGCCUGGUUUAUCUUGUUCAAGUUGUAUUUCUUAGCACCUAGUACAGUUGCUGGUGCUCAAU
Messenger RNA from Nannospalax galili (Upper Galilee mountains blind mole rat), 1220 nucleotides. It is a transcript of the gene Hapstr2, whose product is annotated as UPF0472 protein C16orf72. The transcript has a single exon. The record is from RefSeq and is a predicted model, not a curated record. NCBI's taxonomy places the organism in Eukaryota, Metazoa, Chordata, Mammalia, Rodentia, Spalacidae. The coding region runs from base 54 to 884 and encodes 276 amino acids.